Messenger RNA from Filobasidium floriforme, 1455 nucleotides. Its product is annotated as CrcB-like protein-domain-containing protein. Gene Ontology annotation, molecular function: fluoride transmembrane transporter activity. Bases 232 to 1269 code for a protein of 345 amino acids. The transcript has 5 exons. The record is from RefSeq and is a predicted model, not a curated record. Gene Ontology annotation, biological process: fluoride transmembrane transport. Gene Ontology annotation, cellular component: membrane. NCBI's taxonomy places the organism in Eukaryota, Fungi, Basidiomycota, Tremellomycetes, Filobasidiales, Filobasidiaceae.
UGAACAUGAACAUCUCUCGUCCGCUCGUCCCUAUUCACCGGCCCUGUCUCGUCCAUAGGUUCUAGCUGGACAGCGACAUCAUGGCCUAUUGACCGGUCAAGAACGGACGAAGACGACCACCGCGGUCCAGAUUCGAAGCCUCGCAAGGCCCGACCGGGACGUUCGACCUCGUUUCCUCUGCUCUGAACCACCUUGCAACGGCCUCAACAGGGAGAGGACCGAAGGACCUCAAUGGCAGGCAAGGUUCUCACCACGCUGACCGAGUAUGCUGUACUCGUCCCUGCCUCGAUGUUCGGGGUCUUGGCGCGGUUAGGCCUGGUAGCCGUCUCACAGUAUCCGGGAAGCGCCGUCUUUCCACUCGCAUGGGCUCAAGGUGUCGGAUGUGCCAUCAUGGGCACGGUCAUGGUAUGGAAGUCGUCGAUAUCAAACAUUUAUCCUCUACUAUACCUCGCACUAGCAACAGGCCUGGCUGGAUCGAUCACCACCUUCUCCUCCUGGAUGCUGGAGGGCUAUGAAGCCUUUGCCGACCUAGACGGUACCGGGCGCAGCAGGCUCCAUAAUACCGUCGAUGGGUUGGCCUAUAACAUCGUGACCGCUUCGAUCGCUCUGGGGGCCUUGCAUCUCGGGAGUCACUGUGCCCGUACCCUCAGCAAAUUAUCUCGCAAAGUACACUCUGGAUCAGGCUCGAAAGAGGAGUCGUCCGAGACCUUGGGCAAAGCAUCAGAGUCGAGCUCGCAAGAGGGACGACAUUUCGAACUCUUCCACAAGCUAAGCAUCGUCAUCGGAGCGCUCUUCUACGUAGGGGUGUUGCUCCUCUACUUUCUAGGACCGCAUUCUUGGCGACAUCCGGUCACCUUUUCGCUCCUCCUCGGGCCUCCUGGUACGAUGCUUCGUUACGCCCUAAGCAAGCUGAACACCGGUACCAGGCUCGAGGGCAAGUUUCCCAUCGGAACCUUCUUGGCCAACAUGCUUGCCACAGCCGUCCUCGCUGCCGUGUACGUCGGUCAACGAGCGCCGGGCAAAGACGGUCAGACGCCACAUCUCACUAGUGUGGGAUGUGAUGCCUUGUACGCGUUGGAAGAAGGGUUCUGUGGAUGUCUGAGUACGGUCAGCACCUUUGCCUCCGAAUGGACCAGUAUCAAACGGACGAGGUGGAAAUGGUGUUAUGUUGGCGUCAGCGUUGUGCUGGGACAUCUCAUCAUCAUGGCGAUAGUCGGCGGUGUGAGCUGGUCUUCAGCGGGACUUGGACCGCAAUGUAUAGGUACAUAGGCGAGUGUUUUACAAUGCAACUAUAGCAGGCGAGACAAGAUCUCGACAGUAUAUCCCAAGAUAUUUCGCCAAGGGCAUAUUUCCAGGUGAACGCAGCAUUCUUGGCGUCCUGUAUCGAGAAGCCUUACCGGGAUGAACCGAUCGUUCGUAUACCGCCCAACGUCACUAGCCCGAAGCUCAUGUUCC